AUGCCGGCCCUUGUCCUCUUCAACCGCCGAUGGCAUAUCAGCGGGGACGACUUAUUUUUUCCUGGACUAUUGGAGAUUUUCACCCGAGCUGCAUGGUUAACAGUAAUUGCAGUUGUUUUUCAUCAUCAUAAAGAAGCUUUCAACUGUAAUGGUGGCCAUUUAUUAUGGACAUAUUAUGUUGGUGUCCUAACACUCUUGUCUCUAAGCAUCCUGCUCAGCAUCAUGAUUAUUCAUGUCAGUAUGAAAGGAAGCAUUACUAAUACAUUCCCCAGGAGGAGAAUGCCUUAUCUUCUUUAUCUGAAGGUACUUCUUGGAAUGCCAGAACUUACCUGGAAUAUUCUUGGUUCCUUUUGGGCAUUUGGUAAAUCCACUGGCUGUGAAACUCUUGCAGUAUGGACAGUAAAGGGAGCUGUUAUAUGUGGCUGGUGUCUUUGUGUUAUCAUUAGUGUUGGAAUUGUGAUUCUCUUCGACCCCAUGGGACAUACUCGCUCUCGUGGACACCUUUCUGUGAAAGUUUGGGAAAAAAGGUGUAACACAUUGUGUUGCUGUUCACCUAACAAUGCUGAAAGCAGGCGAGCUUUGAGUGAUGUAGCCAAACUAUUUGCAUCGAUCUUCCAGAACCUUGACUUAGUCCCUACAGAUAUUGCAGCUGGUUUGUUGCUGGUUCAACGACGACAAAUGCUGAGGAGGAUGACCAGCUCUAGCAUUGUAAGUCAGCCUUCCCGUGGCCGAAAGUCCAGAGAAGCUGUCAACCGAGAGACAGGCCGGAUCCUAGUCCCUGGGGAUGCCAGUGACAGUAAUGAGAGCAGUCCCUCACAUGUUGGGUCUGCAAAUGACCAAAGUCAUUGCUCAGAUACUCUGACUUCAUCUGUUGUGAUGCCAAGAGCUUGGAUGCACUUGGGUGCCAUAAAGUAUUACAUGAAAUUUGCCAUGGCAAUGUAUGGAUGGCCCUUGUAUAUGUUUAUGAACACCUGUUCUGGUUCAUGUCGACUAUGUGCAUCUUAUAGGUGCUGUGCUUGUUGUACAAAGGCUGCUGAAGAAGAAUGUGUCAUGGGAGAUAACUGCUGUCUGUGCAAUAUGGCAGCGUUAAGAAAAUUUACAGAAUUCACAGAUACAGAAAUAUUGUAUGCUUCCUUUCAAGAUGAGAUCUUCAAAACUCCCUUUUUUGUAUCUGUCGACCCAAGAAAUGCUGCAGUGGUGAUAUCCAUCAGAGGCACAUUAUCAUUUCAGGAUGCUCUCACUGAUCUGACAGCAGCAACUGAAAAAAUGUAUGAAUCUGGAAGUUCAGACUUCACAUGUCACAAAGGCAUCCUGCAAGCUGCUCGCUACAUCCGAUAUGAACUUGAGGUUCAGUCACUUCUAGAAAAAGGCUUUGAGAAAACCAGGGGAACCAGAAUUGUUGUCACUGGACACAGCCUUGGUGCAGGAACAGCAGCAAUAUUGUCCAUUUUGUUGAAAGAGAAAUACAAUGAUGUCCAUUGUUUUGCCUAUGCACCUCCUGGUGGUCUGCUCUGUCGUUCAGCUAGUGAUUACAGCCAGGAGUUUACCUGUUCAGUUGUUUUGGGAGAUGAUCUUGUUCCUAGAUUGGGUCUUUGCAAUGUUGAGAAAUUAAAGAUGGAAGUUGCAUCAGCUGUAAAUUCCUGUGACUUAGCCAAAUAUAAAAUCUUUUUAAGUGGUUUUUGGCAAAUGUUGUGUGGUCGUCAGUUUAAUCCAAACUUAGGUGAGAGUCCAAUAGCAGAACAGAUGCAAGGCCUUGUAGAUGGCAGCACCAGUAGCUCUUCAGGAGGUCAUUAUGGCAGUAUUGGCGAACCCAUCUUCCAGCAGGAACAGCUUUAUCCCCCUGGCCUUAUUUUGCAUAUUACUGAAGAUAGGGAUGAUAACCUAAGUUUCUUCAAGAAACCCACCUACCACAUGGAGUGGACACGCCCUGACCAGUAUACCCAGAUCCUGGUCAGUCCCAGUAUGCUCACUGACCACCUGCCCAAUUGUCUGGACGAAGCUCUGGAAAGUCUGGAUGUGCCUUAUGAUGAAUCAUUGGUUCAUAAUAUGGCUGAGACUCCCGCCUACCUGAACCCUCUUAACUCUCCUCCCUCUUCCAUCUCUCUUGUUACUACAAGAAUUAUGCUCAAUUUAAAUGUCCCUCCCUGUCUGUAG
Acanthosepion pharaonis is the source of this 2154-nucleotide messenger RNA. NCBI's taxonomy places the organism in Eukaryota, Metazoa, Mollusca, Cephalopoda, Sepiida, Sepiidae. The record is from the annotation of a GenBank genome assembly.